This is a messenger RNA of Perca flavescens (yellow perch), 1416 nucleotides long. Its product is annotated as clusterin-like protein 1. Gene Ontology annotation, molecular function: misfolded protein binding. The coding region runs from base 1 to 1416 and encodes 471 amino acids. The transcript has 7 exons. The record is from RefSeq and is a predicted model, not a curated record. Gene Ontology annotation, cellular component: nucleus. Lineage: Eukaryota; Metazoa; Chordata; Actinopteri; Perciformes; Percidae.
AUGAGAAGGCUGCUUGUUCAAAUUAUUUGCAUCACUGAAGUGCUGCUUUGUGCGGCUGACUCUCCUCCGCUGAGUGAGGAGGACACACUGAAAGAGCUGUCUGCAGCAGGAGAGCAGUGUGUUGAUGAGGAGAUAAAGCGAGCGUUACUGGGGGUGAAGCAGGUGAUGGAAACCAUGGAGAAAAAAGAGGAGAAGCACAGACAUCUCAUGGACGCCCUGAGACACAGCAGUGACAAGAAGAUGGGGGCGAUGCAGCUGGUCUGGGAAACCGAGCAAAAACUGAAGGAGGCUGAUCAGCAAUGUCAAGAUUUAACCAAGUCUUCCUUCGAUGAAUGUCGACCUUGUCUUGAAGAUACUUGUAAGGCCUUCUUUACCUCUAAGUGUCGCCGUGGCUUCGCCUCUUUCUCAUUUAAGGUGGAAGAGUUUUUCAGGAAAAUGGCAGCCCAACUGGAAGUCACGGAUCUUGUUUACAAUCAGAACGAGGAGAAUGUGGAUCGCACCAACUCACCUGAGAACCAGGUCACAGAAGAUGGAGCAGAUCUGGAUCUUCUGCAGGCAGAUGCAUCCUUCAGCCAGGUGCUGUCAAACAUCAGCCUCCUGUACAACCAGAGCAUCAUACUGGUGAAAAGGAUGCAACAGGUGUUGGGGCAUUCCUUUCUGGCGGCCUUCACCACAGAGGCCCGACCUAGCCCGCUGUCGGCAAUGCAGGGCGACAGGAGCGCUGGCUUCUUCAGUCUGGAUCACAUCCUCGAUUCAGUGUCUGACUUUGGGAGGAACGUGCUGGAAGAAUUCAGCUCCACGAUGGCUGAUGUGUUUGAAGAGAUACAAGAAGCAGAGGAGUACUUUCAGCAAUCAAGCACAGAUUUAGGAUCCCUUUCUGCUUUGGGACUGUCCCAGAGCAGAUAUCUGUGCAGACCACUCCGCAGACAAGCAUCAGAGUGCUGGCAGCUCCAAAGUUUGUGCGAGGCAUGUGAAGUUUAUCUGUUAAAAGAGUGUCCCGCCGUCCAGCAGUUACACUCUGAGAUGGAGGAGAUGCACAUGCUGCUCAACGCCUCCCGUCUGCAGUACGACGACAGGCUGCAGCUGGUCCAGAGACACACAGCGGACACACAGAGAUGGUACAGAAACAUGGAUGACAAGUACGGCUGGGUCAGCCAGCUGUCCAACAGCACAGAUGGCCCACACAACAUCUUCAGUGUGAUCACAGUGAAUCCACAGCAACAGAUGAAGAGCAUCAGACCUAAAGCUGACAGCAGUGUGGUUGUAACCAUACUGGACUCUGCCCCAAUAACCAUCUCAGUCCCAGGAGAGCUGGAGGUGGAUGAUAAUGCGUUUAUCCAAUAUGUAGCUCAGGAGGCUCUGACACUCCAUAAACAGAAGAUAAGAGGUAUUGAUCCCCGCAGCGUUGUGGCUUAG